Molecule: messenger RNA, 1836 nt
Organism: Scophthalmus maximus (turbot)
Lineage: Eukaryota; Metazoa; Chordata; Actinopteri; Pleuronectiformes; Scophthalmidae
Product: E3 ubiquitin-protein ligase NHLRC1-like
Exons: 1
Coding region: 400-1650 (416 amino acids)
Biological process (GO): negative regulation of translation; proteasome-mediated ubiquitin-dependent protein catabolic process; protein polyubiquitination
Molecular function (GO): ubiquitin protein ligase activity; translation repressor activity; protein binding
Source: RefSeq, a predicted model, not a curated record
UGUUGGAUAUACUGCCUUUGAAUCCGGCCACAUAUCUUUCUAUUUAGAUAUUUAAUAUCCAUUUAAAAAAGGAAUGGUGUCUGCUGAAUGUGGUCUGAGACGGCUGCCAUGUCCCAAAACAUAAGGGCUUUAACCACUUUCAGAUCCUCUGCUUGUCUGAUGUCGUACUUGAUUUCCAAAGGAGGGCAGCAGAGAGCCUCGGUGCUGUGCAAAAUGUCACAUGACCUCCUGGGCCUAAAGCCUAAAGCACAGGACUUGAGUGUGCAUGCUUUAUUAGCACUAUGUUCAUCACUCGCUCCACCUCUCUUAUGUUAUCAGUCCUUUUUGUCCGUUUCUUUCUAGAACCGCCGGCCUGAUUCAACUGAUUGUUGGCUUUGGGAUCAUCAGGAUAUUUCAGCCAUGGCCGUGAGUCCCGGCCCCCGACGCUGUGGCAGCAUGAGUCCUGAUGGCAUCCUGACAGAGAUCCAGGUCAAUUUGCUGGAGUGUAAAGUCUGCUUCGAGAAGUUCUGCAGACAGCAGAGGGAUCGCAGACCACAGAACCUUCCCUGUGGCCAUGUACUGUGUCUGGAAUGCAUCACAGCUCUGUCCCACCCUCUCCUGAGGAAGCUGGAGUGCCCGUUCUGCCGACAGCUGUGCAGCGUUGACAGCACCUCCCACUGCCAGGUUCUCUGUGACCUGCAGGAGCUGCUGUUUUCCUGGAGUUCCACCUCCUCUGCUCCUCCUCACAGAGCUAAAGGAGGCCUUAGCUUGGCCACGGGAGUGACAUCCUCAGCUCUGCACCUCUCUGCAGCCUUUGGCGGCUGGGGGACUCUCAUCAACCCCACUGGGAUUGCUGUUUUAGGGUCCUCUGGGACAAUAGUGGUGGUCCAUGAUGGAGAGAAGAGUGUGGUGCUGUUUAGUCCACAGGGCAGAAAGCUGAAUUGUUUUGGGCAAAGAGGACAAGCCAGUGGAGAGCUGUGCUACCCAGUGGAUGUGGCGGUGACUCCCUGUGGUCACGUGGUGGUGACUGAUGCAGGGGAUAACGCUGUGAAGAUUUUCACCUCCAGAGGAAACCACGUGUUGACGGUCAAGGAUUCCUUCCAGAUGCCCUGGGGCGUGGCCACAGACAGCUGUGGGCACCUCCUGGUCACAGACGUCCAGGCGGGCACGCUGUUCCAUGUCAAAGUGGACUAUACUCGCGGCGUUACUCUGGAGCAUCAUGCAUCCAUUUCUGAGCUGCAGCAUCCAAAGGCUGUGGCCUGCUGUCAAGUGACAAGGAACACUGCCGUGAUGGAGCACUUAACGGAUGACACACAUCCACCAGAGAGGCACCGACACACAAGGCUGAAAGUGUUUAGCCAAGAUUUCCGCCUGCUCUAUCAAACAGACAGUUUCAGCCUGACCCUGCUCUCCACAGCCAGGCUUAACAUGUCAGGUGUGGCGUUCGACGCAGAUGGACACGUGCUCGUGACGGACUCUGAGAGGGGGAUGAUUUGGAGUUUGGGGAAGCUGCAGGACGGCCCGGUCCUCACUCCUCUUGUGGGAGACCACCUUAUCCGCCCAGUCGGCCUUGUGUCACUGAACAACAUGCUCAUCAUUCUGGACAGUGGAGACCACGCAGUAAAGAUUUAUUCUGCCAAAUCUGACACUGGAUCCACGAUACAGGCCUAGAGUAGCCGAUGUGAAAUGUUGCUUUUCAUAUUAUUAAGUUUCUAAAUAUAAGUAAAAAAAAAUGUGAAAAGAAUGUGUGCUAUGUGCUUUGAUGCUUUGUAGCACUGGAUGUGCAAUCAUGUCAAACUAAUAUUUUUGUCAUGUUGUUGUUGCCCAAAAUGUAUAAAAAAACACUGGAUACUUUGA